Messenger RNA from Microthlaspi erraticum, 1641 nucleotides. NCBI's taxonomy places the organism in Eukaryota, Viridiplantae, Streptophyta, Magnoliopsida, Brassicales, Brassicaceae. The record is from the annotation of a GenBank genome assembly.
AUGGAGAGACUGGUGGCGUUCAUGAGCUUGGAGGAGGAAGAUCGAUCGAAGCCGUGCCAGAUCGAUCGAAUGCACCUAGGAGAGUAUGCAUUUCUGGGACCUAACUCUACAUACCCUGUGAUAGUGAAUGCUGAGCUGAACAAUGUUGAACUUGCUUUGCUUCUCUGUGAGCUUAGGAAGUAUAGAAAAGCUAUAGGGUAUUCGCUAGAUGACAUCCCUGGAAUUUCUCCUGAUCUUUGCAUGCAUAGAAUACAUCUAGAAGAUGAAUCGAUGACUUCUGUAGAACAUCAGAGGAGGUUAAACCCGAAUCUAAAAGAUGUUGUCAAGAAAGAGAUAAUGAAACUUCUAGAUGCUGGUGUAAUUUAUGCUAUAUCUGAUAGUAAGUGGGUCAGUCCUGUGCAUGUAGUUCCUAAGAAAGGUGGUAUAACUGUUGUUAAGAAUGAUAGGAACGAGCUGAUACCCACUAGAACUGUCACUGGUCAUCGCAUGUGCAUUGAUUACCGCAAACUGAAUGCUGCAACUCGCAAAGAUCAUUUUCCUCUCCCAUUUAUUGAUCAAAUGCUUGAGAGAUUGGCUAACCAUCCAUACUACUGCUUUUUAGAUGGUUACUCAGGUUUCUUUCAGAUCCCCAUCCACCCAGACGACCAGGAGAAGACGACAUUCACAUGUCCAUAUGGCACUUAUGCUUAUCGCAGAAUGCCGUUUGGACUGUGCAAUGCACCGGCGACGUUCCAGCGCUGCAUGAUGUCUAUUUUCACUGACCUUAUUGAGGACAUAAUGGAAGUUUUCAUGGACGACUUUUCCGUCUAUGGAAGCUCCUUUGCUGUGUGUUUGUCUAAUCUGUGCAGGGUAUUGCAGCGGUGUGAGGAGAGACAUCUUGUGCUGAACUGGGAGAAAUGCCACUUCAUGGUGAGAGAUGGGAUCGUGCUGGGACAUAGGAUUUCAGAAGGGAAUCGAGGUGACAGAGCGAAGAUCGAGGCGAUUCAUCAAGGACUUCUCCAAGAUCACCAGACCUUUGACGAGCUGUUGUGUAAGGAGGUCAAGUUCGACUUUGACAGUACAUGCUUGGAGGCCUUUCACACGAUCAAGGGAGCUCUGGUGAGUGCUCCAAUUGUCCAACCUCCUGACUGGAACCUUCCGUUCGAGGUGAUGACAGAUGCUAGUGACUAUGCUGUCGGAGCGGUUCUGGGCCAGAGAAAGGAGAAGAAGCUGCACGUGAUCUACUACGCCAGUCGCACACUUGAUGAAGCUCAGUGCAAGUACGCUACGACUGAGAAGGAACUAUUGGCGGUGGUCUUUGCAUUUGAGAAGUUUCGGUCCUAUCUUGUUGGAUCGAAGGUGAUUGUCCAUACUGAUCACGCUGCCUUGAAGUACUUGCUGACGAAGAAGGAUGCGAAGCCGAGACUCUUGAGAUGGAUUCUUUUGCUUCAGGAGUUCGAUCUGGAGAUCAAGGAUAAGAAAGGGAUUGACAAUGGUGUAGCUGAUCACCUGUCAAGGAUGAAGAUCGAUGAUGACGUCCCUCUAGACGACAGCCUACCUGAUGAGCACGUCUACGCUGUUGAGGUGAUCGACUACGGCGAGCCCCUGCUCGCAGAUGAUGGAGUUCGAUCGAAUGCUGAAGGAUCGAUCGAAUGGCGAUGA